AAGGCCAUCGAAAUUCAAUCUUUCCGACAACAUCAUCACCACAAACCGCUAAAAUGGGUCGCGUCAGGACAAAGACCGUUAAGAAGUCCGCCAAGGUCAUCAUUGAACGUUACUACCCCAAGUUGACGCUCGACUUCGAGACCAACAAGCGUCUUUGCGAUGAGAUCGCCAUCAUUGCCUCCAAGCGUCUUCGCAACAAGAUUGCUGGGUACACCACCCAUUUGAUGAAGCGUAUCCAACGUGGUCCCGUCCGUGGUAUCUCCUUCAAGCUCCAGGAAGAAGAGCGUGAGCGCAAGGAUCAAUACGUCCCUGAAAUCUCGGCUUUGGAUGUUUCUCAGUCCGAGUCUGGUCAGCUUGAUGUUGAUGGUGAUACCAAGGAUCUCCUUAAGAGCCUCGGCUUCGACUCCCUCAAGGUCAAUGUCGUCCAAGUCUCUCAGCAGCAGGUCACUGAGCGCCCUCGCCGAUUCCGGUAAAUCAUUUCUUCCGAUAAUCCGGAGAUCUUACGAGCAAGGGAUGGGUGUUCAUUUAACGUUGUGAAAUUAUUAAAUUUCUUUUAUUUCGGCACCCAUACACACAAAAAGGCGGAAAUGAAUUUCACACAGAAAGAAGCUUUUCCUCCCGUGGUCGUGCUUUGCUGUAUCGACUCUCGAGUGGCAUUGAUUCUUUCUAAUGUUUUGAUGAUGAUGUAGCUAAUCUGCUGUCUUCAUUGGCACGAAAAAAAUGAAAAGAAACAGGAUUUUUCUCAAACAAGGUGUCGCUGAUUCUCUUGGUCAAUUUGAUGAGAGAUGAUGCUUGAUUGCCAAUACUUGCUUCUUUCCUUUCGUUUUUUCCUACCUACCUAGCCCUUUUACCCAAUGCAGUUGAUGGUGGACCGCUCGAUUGCACGACUUUUGGUCCUUCCCUGGACAUCGUUAUGCGGCAGCCACUUCGCUGUGACAACUACCAUCCGUAGUCAGAUGGCAGAUCAGGCGUACGUUCGUCGCUGGUCUUGUGGAUUCUUCUACGUUGUAAUAUUGUAGGCUUAAUAGUCGUUCUUCCGGCUCAUAUACUGUCGAGCACAUCUUCCUCGCGAGAUUCAUGACGGUCUCGAGAUUGCUUAAGCUGUUCAUGAGUCUUCUUGGGCGCGUACCCCUCAAUUGAACCUCCGGUGCUAUCGCUUGGGCGAGCAACAGGAGCUGCUGGUAUCUCUCCUUUCAGAUCAAUAUCUUUCUCCUGAAGGUGUACAUCCACACGGCCUUGUUCCCUAAACGUCGGGCCUGUAUCACCUCGUUCAAGCGACAGUUGCUUCAUAUUCUGAGAACUGGUCGCUGACGAACACUCAUCUACUGUAAGACUUUUCAUCUUCUCGUUCAACGCACUAUCUUCCUCUCCCAAAUUUUGCUUGGUCUUCUCCUUUCUCGCCCGCCGAGCCUCUUCCAAAAGCUCAAGUGUUCUUGUCCGUGCAUCUACCGCUCGCCUCUCCCAUACCGGCUCCUCAGCCAACUGAACCCGUAGAUACAUGGCUCGUUCAGCACAUUUGUCCGAACACCACAUCUCGAGCUUUUCGCGAGGGACAACC
Molecule: messenger RNA, 1558 nt
Organism: Talaromyces stipitatus ATCC 10500
Lineage: Eukaryota; Fungi; Ascomycota; Eurotiomycetes; Eurotiales; Trichocomaceae
Product: 40S ribosomal protein S17
Exons: 4
Coding region: 54-473 (139 amino acids)
Biological process (GO): translation
Cellular component (GO): ribosome
Molecular function (GO): structural constituent of ribosome
Source: RefSeq, a predicted model, not a curated record